This is a messenger RNA of Colletotrichum destructivum, 2097 nucleotides long. RefSeq names its product Putative major facilitator, sugar transporter, major facilitator superfamily. Lineage: Eukaryota; Fungi; Ascomycota; Sordariomycetes; Glomerellales; Glomerellaceae. The transcript has 3 exons. Gene Ontology annotation, biological process: transmembrane transport; carbohydrate transport. Gene Ontology annotation, molecular function: carbohydrate:proton symporter activity. The record is from RefSeq and is a predicted model, not a curated record. Gene Ontology annotation, cellular component: membrane. Bases 198 to 1823 code for a protein of 541 amino acids.
AUCCGCAUGCCACGCUCCCGGCUCAAAAUGCUGCCGCUCCCUCACUUCCUGGAUGGGGAGUUCUUCGUCUUCAAAGCCAUCCAUUGUCGACCGGCUUCGACAGCAAAGACACGCCAUCGCGGACCUGAAGAGCCGCCCGCGCAGACGUCGAUACCUCUUCCGAAAGAUCUAGCCCCCGCCGAAGAAAAGGAAAUGCCAUGAGCGACCUCGCCAACAUGGAAGACAAGUCUGUGAAUGUGAAGGUCGGCCAUCUGGAGCCUGUGACCAGCAUAGCCAGCACCAACAAUUCGGACCUGGAGACAAACCGUUAUGGCCACCUCACCCUCUGGCAGUCCAUCAAGAAGUGGCGCCGUGUCGUCCUCUAUUGUAUCGGAAUGACCUCGGCCAUCCUGAUGUACGGCUACGACUAUGUCAUCGUCGGCACCACGUCAGCCAUGCCCAGCUUUCAGCAAGACUUUGGUCAGCGCCUCAACAACAAAUGGAUCCUGCCAUCACUCUGGCUCGGUCUCUGGAACUUUGUUAGCCCUGGCUGCUCCAUGGUCGGCUCUCUGAUCGGGGGCGUCUUCCAGGACAGAUAUGGUCGCCGGGCGUCGCUCGCUGUCGGGUCAUUCCUGUCGGCCAUCGGUGUCGCGGUAUGCUUCGUGUCAAAUCUGUCACCAGAUAUUCAUACGCGACGCGGCGUCUUCCUUGCAGGCAAAGGUUUCCAGGGCGGCGCCAUCGGCAUGGUCAUGACCACGUCGCAGACGUACAUGUCGGAGAUCCUGCCGCCCAACCUCCGUGGGCCACUGCUCGCCUUCUUCCCCAUCUUCACCUUGCUCGGACAGCUCACAGGCGCCGCCGUCAUCUUUGCAUGCAUGAACAUGGAAAACGGAUACACCAUUUGCUUUGCGUCGCAGUGGCCCUUCUCUGCUCUCCCCUUGCUCAUGGCUUUCCUCAUCCCCGAGAGCCCGACGCACCUCCUCCGCCGGAACCAGGACGACAAGGCCCGCAAGGCCCAGGCCAAGUUGGACGUGCCAGGCGCAGACCCGGAAGAUACGCUGGAGGCGAUCCGGCGGAACAUUGAGCACGAGAGGCGGCAGACGGAUGCCAACUACGUCGACUCGUUCCGAGGUGUCAAUCUCCGGCGGACGCUGAUCAUCAUGUUCGCCAAUUCGCUGCCCAACAUGUUUGGUCUGACGUUGCUUGCCAAAUCCAGCUACUUCGUGCAGAUGGUCGGCAUGAAGGCCAACUUGAGUGUCAUCGUGCUAAUUCUCGGUCUUGUCUGUGGACUCAUCGCCAACAUUGCCAGCAUCUGGGUCCUCUCAAAGGUAGGGCGCAGGCGGCUUAUCAUGGCCACGCUGUCACUCCUGACAUUGGUAUGGACCGCCAUGGGUAUCGCGGGAUGCUUCUCGGGCCCUGUGACCGUAUGGUACACGGCGAUAUCACUGAUAGCGGUCGUUAUCGUGGCUGGGCUGGGAGUCUGGCCCGCGUCGCAUGUCGUGAGCGCCGAGACGUCUGCGCUCCAUCUGCGUUCCAAAGGGCAGGGGAUCGGCUGGUUCACUGCCGGUGCGAACAAUGCCGUCUUCGGUUUUGUGCUGCCGUACCUGUUCAACCCCGACAAGGGCAACCUUAAAGCCAAGACGGGUUUCGUGUUUGCUGGACUUUGUGCCCUCGGGCUUGUCGUGUCCUACUUUUUCGUACCAGAGAUGAAGGGACGAACGUCGGCCGAAAUCGAUCGCAUGUUUGAGGCGAGACUACCGGCACGCCAGUUCCGACACUGGACCAACUCGUCAGCGGAUUUGGAGAAGAAACGUUCGGCUGGAUCAGAGCGUUCUGAUGUGUAAAUGUUUCUUUUUGCAUAUCCGACUUAUUCUAAAGACAUGGCAGCAUGUACUCCUCUCGUAGUCUUUUGGUUCAACUUCACACAAUCAACCUGCGCCUCGGACGCCCUCGCUGACACUCACCUUGAACCGCCAUGAAACCUGUGUCUGCACGCACAGCCCAGGCGUUGGUUUUCCAUCUGAUGACAGCCAGUUUACCAAGGGGUGCGCAAAGGUCCUCGAACAGGUAGUCUGUGUCAAUCGAAUCUGGACCAACGCCUGAUUCUCACUCUAUUCC